Messenger RNA from Exophiala viscosa, 1911 nucleotides. RefSeq names its product fungal-specific transcription factor domain-containing protein. The record is from RefSeq and is a predicted model, not a curated record. Gene Ontology annotation, molecular function: DNA-binding transcription factor activity; transcription cis-regulatory region binding. Gene Ontology annotation, cellular component: nucleus. Bases 47 to 1837 code for a protein of 596 amino acids. The transcript has a single exon. Lineage: Eukaryota; Fungi; Ascomycota; Eurotiomycetes; Chaetothyriales; Herpotrichiellaceae. Gene Ontology annotation, biological process: positive regulation of transcription by RNA polymerase II.
ACCGUGGUCAAGCAUCUUCGCCGAGUAUGUGCAACGUUUGUGAACUAUGUCAGGAGAACCGUGUGUGCAGCAACCUGUGACGGUUUCAGCGUCUACGCGACGAAGAAAUCUAGCAGGGAAGAGGACGAAUUCUUUGGGUUGGGCAAGCACAGAUUGUCACACCUGUGCAGGCCAUCGUUACUGCGACAGAAGAAGGCCAAGAUGUAGCGCCUGCCUCGCCGAUGGAGUGGUAUGCGGUGGAUAUGUACAGUCUCUGAACUGGGACAGAGGGAAAGUGCGAGUGGAGAGACCGAGGUCCGAGUCGACAUCGAAGAAACCAAAGAAACGACCCUCCAACACUCAAGCCUCACCACUGCCACAGCCUUCGGCAUUCGUGUUUGUCGACCAAAGUGAGCCAUCAGAACGGUCAAAGAAGCGAGCCCGAAAGAAUUCAUCGUUCAGCGAUUUGAGCACUGUCAACGCAAGCCCGCGAGGGUCGGUCGGCCGUGGAUCAAUUUCAACAGCCAGUGAUUCUAUGUCAUCAACCCUGUCGGACUCUUCGCAAAACCUGAAGUCUAUUGCAACAACCCCAGAGCCAUCUUCCGCGCAGAGUAUGGUCAUAUCUCUAUCGCCGCAUAUUCGACGUCAUCCCGGUGAUCUCGAGGACGCAUUAUCUUUCUAUCACUCAACUUUUUCCUACACGACUCUCACGUUUCCCGUGUCGGUGAAUCCUUGGCAUGCGGCGCUCAACUCGAUCCACGACGACAUCCCGUGCGUCCGCUAUGCAGCGAUAGCCCUUGCACAGCGACAACAAGCGCAUCUUCGCAAUAAACGAGAAGGCCUGGCUGUCCUGGACCUCAAAGCAAAAGCGCUCUCUAUCUUCGCAACUCACCUGGGCGACCUCUCCGUCGAAUCAGGCAUUAGUACCUCGCUGCUACUUGUGGCAUUGGACUUCGCCAUGUCAGGCUUCGAGAAUUGGGCAAUCCACCUACGCGGAGCCUUCCAGAUUCUUGAGUCGAAUGGUGGUAUCCGGCUUGCGGAAUCCCGCCAAACCCUUCGGAGUCAGACAGUGAUGCUCAUAUGGUAUGACGUGAACGCUGCCCUGCUAAGUCGUCGGCGGCCAAUAUUCCCAAGAUAUUACCUCGAAACUCUGAUGAUCUGGCAGAGCGACACGGAAUGGAGCAUUCUUGGGCUAAAUGGGCUCCCUGAUCGAAUGUUCCUUGACAUGUACGAUCUUGCAGUGGCCGCCGCGCAACCUGAAUGCUGUACAUCUGAAAUGACCUCAGCCUUUGAGGCAAGGAUUCUCAACUCCGAAACCAAAGACCAGGAAAACACUCAGAUCGUGUCUAUGUCAAUAGUUUGGAAAUUGGGGCUUUUGCUUUAUUGCAGGCGGGCUCUGUCUUCAGGUGUUUCUCCAGAUUUGAGUGACACAACUACGCCUACACCCAACGAUGCAGAUUCACCACUCAACUUUGAUCUGCACACACCUCAUAGCUUGGCAUGCGAGAUUCUCAACAUCGUUGCUGACCUUCCGCCAGACAGCAAUUUUCAGAAACAGUGCCUCUUACCAAUAGCCCUCGCAGGCGCGGAGGCGACCAAUCGCCACUAUCGCAGAAUUGCGGAGGAGUACUGCGAUCGGUGGAAGGAGAGAACUGGGAUGUGGAUUUUUGAUUCCGUAAUGGCGUUCAUGACUGGUGUUUGGGCGAGGAACGAUUCAGAUAUAACUGUAUCGGAGUUACAAGGCGAUGGCGAUGACGACUCUAGUGUGUCGCCGUGCGACAUAGGGACACGGAGCAUCACAGUGCCUUGGACGGAGAUAUACCCACGCGGUGUCGAGUACGGAUUUCUGUUCGGCUGACGAUAUAAAACGACAAAAUGUAGAUACCUGAAUGAGCAAAGACCAACGAGCGUCGAACAUAACCUUAACCACGC